CCUUGAUAAACCCAAAAAAGUAGCAGCUGCCAGACGCCAGAACUUGAAAAAAUGUCGACAGAAGCCACACCUGUUCCAGUAAAGGAGGGGUCUCCCUCCGAAAGUUCUCCGGAUCCAACCGUUCCAUCCAAGAGGAAGCAAUAUAGACAAGCAAAACAGGAAGAAAGACAAACGAAGCAGGUGAAGAUAGCAGAACCAACGUCAGAUAUGAAAGAGACAAAGCCGCUACCAAAAAAGAGGUACUAUAGACAACGUGCACAUUCGAAUCCUUUCUCAGAUCACAAGCUUGAUUAUCCUAUUUCGCCAGAGGAAAUGGAUUGGUCGAAAUUAUACCCAACGGAUGAGAACGAAGACAAACAAGUGACGAUUGCAGAUAUAGGAUGUGGGUAUGGUGGAUUACUCGUAGCAUUGGCCGAACAUUUUCCUGAACGCAGAAUACUAGGAAUGGAAAUCAGAGUGCAAGUGACAGAGUAUGUAGAAGAAAGAAUAAGGGCAUUACGUGAAUCUCACAAGGAUGAUGCCAAGUUCAACAAUUGUGCUGUCAUCAGAGCCAACUCGAUGAAAUUUCUUCCGAAUUUCUUCAGACGUGGUCAAUUGGAUAAGAUGUUUUUUUGUUUCCCUGAUCCACAUUUCAAACAAAGAAAGCACAAGGCCAGAAUUAUUACCAAUACAUUGUUAUCUGAAUAUGCAUAUGUCCUUAAAGAAGGUGGAAUCUUAUACACCAUUACGGAUGUUUUCGAUCUACACGAAUGGAUGAAAAAACAUUUGGACGAACAUCCAAUGUUUGAAAGACUCUCUCCCGAGCAAGAACAAUCUGAUGUAUGCGUCGAUAUCAUGACGAAUGCCACCGAAGAAGGUAAAAAGGUCAGUCGUAAUAACGGAAGUAAAUACAUUGCUUGUUACACGAGGUUACCAAACCCAGAAGUAUAAUGUAUAUUGUCACGUAUGUACAUUUACAUAAAAUAAUAGUAAUCAAAAAUCUAUAGCACCCAGUACUUCGUACGUCCUAAUUAACCCAUCCAACUCUUGAAACUCCGUAUACUUUUGCUAUCAUCAGUUUUGAACUUGUGUAUCGAUUUUAGACUUGGAAUCUCCACAUCAAUGGAGUCAUCCAUGGUAGGCAACAGUGGCGUACUGUUGGUACUAACAUUAGCAGAAAUACCGCCCACCCUCUGCUCUAAAUCAAACACUGGCGUAGACGUAGUGCUGCUA
This is a messenger RNA of Pichia membranifaciens NRRL Y-2026, 1212 nucleotides long. RefSeq lists its product as hypothetical. The record is from RefSeq and is a predicted model, not a curated record. Gene Ontology annotation, biological process: RNA (guanine-N7)-methylation; tRNA methylation. The transcript has a single exon. Lineage: Eukaryota; Fungi; Ascomycota; Pichiomycetes; Pichiales; Pichiaceae. Bases 52 to 930 code for a protein of 292 amino acids. Gene Ontology annotation, molecular function: tRNA (guanine(46)-N7)-methyltransferase activity. Gene Ontology annotation, cellular component: tRNA methyltransferase complex.